Molecule: messenger RNA, 3072 nt
Organism: Biomphalaria glabrata
Lineage: Eukaryota; Metazoa; Mollusca; Gastropoda; Planorbidae
Product: barH-like 2 homeobox protein
Exons: 5
Coding region: 755-2197 (480 amino acids)
Biological process (GO): regulation of DNA-templated transcription
Molecular function (GO): DNA binding; DNA-binding transcription factor activity, RNA polymerase II-specific
Source: RefSeq, a predicted model, not a curated record
AUGUAUAAACUCUUAUUUGUAUUACUUUUGCUGAGUACUCUUCCAUGCUGGAUUUCAGAGACUCAGUGACGCGGCCACCCUCACUAUAAGUCCCGCAUUGUCACAGUGUUCUAUUAUAUUAGGAGACAGUAGGGAGUUGUUGUUUUCUUUAUUUCUCCCCACUCCACGCCACACACACACGGAGAAAUUUCUCCCACAUCUGAAUCUCCACACACACAUAGACAUAUUCACGGCACGGAAGAAUAGAAAGGAAGGCGAAAGCUCCAAUCCGUUUGAACGAAUUCCACGUAGGAUUUGUAUUUUCAUGAAUAACUUUUUGGCGUGUAAUAUUUGGACAUGAGUAAUGUCAGCAAUCAGAGUUGACGUCCUUGAACUGCCCGAAGAUUUUUGUGUUUAAUUGUUUCGUAUUAGACAGGAUUUUCAGCAAGAGGCAAGGACAUAUCGCAGCAGAGACAUCUAGACCCGCCUUUCUGUUGGUCUCUGAUACACACCGAAAGAAGCCUACAGUUUACAGCAAUCAUUCUCUACCGCUUCUUCAGCAAACAAUUGUUUUCACCGUCACCUGCAUCAAGGGAGAUAAUUGGCGAUAAACUUCCAAGAAUAACUCAUUGAAUGUUUAUUCUGUUCGACUAGUAGAAAGUGUCUUGUGAUGGCCCGGUCCAUACAAUCAGGCCCCUAAUGUUUAAUUGAAGCUAACAAAGGAAGCGACAACUUUUUGUGUUCUUUGAAAGCAGCCGAAAAAGUGGUCAUAAACAUGGCUACUCAGGUGGCUAGGCCAAGACAGUUAAGCGUGAUUAAGCCAGAUGACGUCAUCCACUCCGAUGACGAGACCAUUGACGUCAUGACAGAUACUCUGGAGAAGACGGACGACACCAAAGCCAAUGAAGCAGAAGACUCUGCCAAAGAAGUGAUCAGUGACUCCGAGGAGACUGCAAGCCGGCAUGGGGAUGACAGCAGGGUUAGCGGAGAGCAGCCCAUUAAUCUGUCGCCCACAACGCCGCAGUUAAAGGGAGAUAAGCUGUUUGCCAGCCCUCCACAACACUUGGAACACCGGAACAGCGCUUUCAGCGCUCUCAAUUUUCACAAGAACAAUUUCCUCCAUUCGAGCUACUCUGCGUUCCCCUUCGACGUACAGGCGAGCAUGAAGUGUUUGCCCCUGGGUUUCCCAAACUUUCUAAACCUCCACCACCCUCCUUCGCCUGUAUCUCCUCCAACGUUACCGCUACAUCCUUCCUCACUGCAAUCCAGAACAUUCUUUUCAUCGCCGCCUUCAUCUCUGCCCAUGAACCUGAAAACAGACCCUUCUCAAAGUAUGAGCCAAUCUGGCGCCAAAGACGCAAAAACGCCACCCAGCUCCCGUCCAUCCUUUUUAAUAACAGACAUUCUCGGGCCGAGGCCGACAGAGGCGGAUCGAUCAUUCGACGCCUCUGAUAUGAGCAAUGACUCUGCGCUGGGUAGGCCCAAUUUGACUUUCGGCGCUGCUUCCAUCAGACACACGUUUCCGGCAGUUUCCGACAGAGUUCGGCAACUUUCAGAAAAAGAAGCCGACUUGGAGGACGAUGCUGAAAUAGAUGUUGAUGAUUUGAACGAUGAGAACUGUGGCGAUGAUAGCCUCAACGGGGGAGAUAACUUGGAUGACAGCCAUUUUGGUAGUGCAUCUGACGAUGACGAGUCCAGCGAUGGAAGACCGCACAGAAAGAGGGGCAGCUCCGGCUCCCCGUUGAUGAUCAAGUCCAAGAAGCCCAGAAAAGCCAGGACUGCCUUCACUGACCACCAGCUGUCUGUCCUCGAGAAAACUUUUGAGAGACAAAAAUACCUGAGUGUCCAGGACAGGAUGGAGCUGGCCUCAAAACUCAACUUGACAGACACGCAGGUCAAGACAUGGUACCAGAACAGAAGAACCAAAUGGAAACGUCAGACAGCUGUUGGUCUGGAACUUCUUGCUGAGGCAGGAAAUUACGCAGCAGUCCAGAGAAUGCUACAGACCAAUCCCUAUUGGUUCAACUAUCACCCUCAGGCCGCGGCCAUCUUGUCCAAUCUGGAUGCCCUCUACUUCCGGAACCCUGAAAAUUCAAUGUCGCCAGCGCCUCACCGGCCUCUGCUACCCCGUAUGUUUAUUCAUGGACUCCAGCAACACGUCAGUCAACUUCCGGUUCAAAGCUCGCCAUCUUUGUUUCCGGCUGAAAAUAGAGGAUGAAGACGAAUGAAAAUAAAAAAAAACAGUAUUGGGGAAAGCAAUACAAAUCAGAAACAGGAAGGAGAGAGAGAAAAAAUGUUUAAAACAACACAUGAAUCUUAAGACAAUGAUUGCUUUCAAAAAAUAAUAAAUUCUAUCUUGCCUAUUUUGUGUGUGCACAGUUUUUGAUUUGAUUUCUACGUCGCCGUCACUAUUCUUGACUUUAUGAAGACAAGAGUCAAUGCAGUACUUUAUUUUUUCCACUACAAGUGAGAGUGGCCUCUCUUGGAAAUGAAUCGAUACGCUCGUCGAAACUUCAGUGCAAAGGAAUCAUUUCUUUAUAAUUAUUCAGACACACUUGACAUUGAAUAACUGUUGACAUUUUAAAAUGCUUGAACUUAAAACGAUCCUGCUUGAUUAAAAGCAGUUGCUCUUGGCGUGUGGUCUAUUUAACCCCUUAAGUCAGUGCUAUAUAUUCUAAAUGAUAUAUAAAACGUUUUCGGUUUUGAGGCGAAUGAACACUAAAUAACGUAUAAAGUGAGGAGCAAAAAUGUGUUCUCUGCAACAAUGCUGAAUUGAAAAACAGUGAAAAACAAUAAGAUUGGCAUUCCUAUCUUGAAAAUAUUUGGCCAUUGUUAAGAUUUUUUCUUAGCACACAAAUAUGGCUAAAACACAAGUCAGACAAUUAUUGUAAAUAAUAAUAAUACCUAUAACUAAUUGUAAAAAAAUAUUGAUUUUAGACUAAAAGACAAUCAUUUUAAAUCAUUUUUUUUUCAUUUGGUGAUGUUUUCUUAAUUAACAAAUAUUUUUGUUUUCUUUAUAAGAGAUUUAUGAUAAAAUAUAUGCUUUUCUUUUAUAUAACCAAUGUAUAUCAAUAAAAACAACUUCAUUUCUUA